Molecule: messenger RNA, 579 nt
Organism: Pyrus x bretschneideri (Chinese white pear)
Lineage: Eukaryota; Viridiplantae; Streptophyta; Magnoliopsida; Rosales; Rosaceae
Exons: 1
Coding region: 1-579 (192 amino acids)
Source: RefSeq, a predicted model, not a curated record
AUGGCACACUCUCACAAAGGCUUCUUUCUCAACCAACGGAAGUAUGUUAUUGGCAUCCUUCACGAAGCAAAUAUGACAGAUUGCAAGCCUGCUCGCACUCCCUUGGAUAGCAACUUGAAGCUGAAAACUCAUCGUGAUGCCAUUCCAAACAUACGUUACUAUCAAAUGAUGGUUGGCAAACUCAUUUAUCGGACUAUCACGUAUCCUAAUAUAUCACAUGCUAUCAGUCUUGUUAGCCAGUUUAUGCACUCUCCAACUGUGGAUCACUUGAAGAUUGUUCACCGUGCGCUUCGUUACCUCAAGGGUUCUGUUGGUAGAGGAAUUAUUAUGCGCAACAUUAGUCACACUUGCAUUUCUGGUUAUACAGAUGCUAAUUGGGCGGGCAAUUCUCUCGAUCGUAAGUCCACCACAGGUUUUUGUAUCUUUGUCGGAGGCAAUCUAGUUACCUGGAAAAGUAAGAAACAAAGUGUUGUUGCACGUUCCAGCACCAUGGCAGAAUAUUGUGCUAUGGCCUCCACUGCGUGUGAACUAAUUUGGCUCAAACACCUUCUGUUGGACUUAGGGUUUUCUCAUCAAUAA